CAAUACGAACUGUCUCGCUACGGUAUGGAAGAAGUUCGGCUUUAUUCAGGCGGUACAAAACGUUUUUACAGUCUUAUGCUUUCUCAAUUUGCUACGUCUCCACGGUCUUUGAUCGAAGGGGACUACCUGGAGCUGACUUAUACACGGCCAAACAAAUCGAUCAAAACUGUCGCCGGAGUGAUUGCGCAAAUAAGUCCCAACAUGUUGUUGUUCGAAACAGAAGAACCACUCAAAAACGACAUUAAAUGGCGAAUCAAAUUUAGCCCGAAUCGAAUUCCCAUCCGGAUGGAAUACCAGGCCCUGGAACUUGUCGCAAAGCAGAAGCUGAGUCGAUUUUUCUUUCCCUCUGAUACCCCAGGACGCAGCAGUGGCAGGACUGACAGCAUUAACAAUUUUGAGUGGUUCAACAAAAACAUGAUCUCGAACGCGGAACAGCAGAUUGCGGUUCGAAAUAUUGUUAACCGAACAUCUGGUUCGACACCAUACAUUCUUUUUGGUCCUCCUGGAACUGGGAAAACAUCCACCCUUGUCGAAGCAAUCGCUCAGAUCUGGAAACUGAAACCAAACAUUUUCAUACUCGUUACGGCUACUUCAAAUUUUGCUUGCAAUGAAUUGGCCGAGCGUUUGCUGCAAAUCCUUCCUAAAGAAGCGGUAUUUCGCUUUUUCUCCAAACGGGCGGAGCGAAUGAUGGGCGAUAUGUCUUACGGCCUGAUAGAGUGCUCGAAUUUAAACACCGGAUCGUAUCGACUGCCUUCGGCGAAAGAAAUCUAUGAAACCCGGAUUGUAAUUAGUACACUUACCUCUGCAGGAAAGUUGGUUCAAGCAAAGAUCAAACCAGGACAUUUUGGCUAUGUUUUCAUUGAUGAAUGUGGAAGUGCGACCGAAGGUUCAGCGCUAGUGCCAAUAGCUGGCAUCAUAACGACGGAUCAACAAAUUUUGGGAACAAUCGUUCUUUCUGGUGAUCCACUGCAGUUGGGACCGGUUACGCGCUCUGAAUUCGCCGCUGACAUGGGUUUGAAUGUUUCCAUGUUGGAGCGUCUUAUGAAUUUACAGGUUUACAGAAAGAAUUCGUCAACCGGUGCUCACGACAAUCGUUUCAUCACAAAGCUUCUCAAGAAUUAUCGGUCUCACACUGCUAUACUAAAUUUUUCUAAUGAAAAAUUCUAUCAAAAUGAACUUGAAGCUUGUGCAUCCGAGGAAAACACUCAUUGGGCCCUUGACUGGCCUGAACUACCAUCACUGAAGUUCCCUAUAAUUUUUGAAUCCACUAUGGGAAGAUUAGCUCGCGACAAAAUUUCCACAAGUUAUUACAAUAAAAAGGAAAUCGAUAUGGUUACAUUUUAUCUCCAGAAAAUCAUAUCCUGUGGCAUCAACGACAGACCUAUUCAGCAGACGGACAUUGGAAUUGUGAGUCCUUAUCGUAAACAAUGCUUGGAAUUGAAACAAAUGUGCCAACAACGUGGUUGGAACGAUAUACAGGUGGGAUCGGUGGAGUCUUUCCAAGGACGGGAAAAAGCAAUCAUGAUUCUCACUACGGUUCGCUCCGGUACCUCGGGAGUUGGCUUCCUGAACAACGUCAAACGACUAAAUGUUGCCCUCACACGUGCCAAAGCACUUCUUAUUGUAAUUGGAAAUCCAGAAACAUUGCAGCAGGAUGUCAAUUGGUACGAGUUUAUCCGGUACUGUCACAAGCAAGGAGCAAUUAGAGGAGUAAAAUUUAAUUUCACUGAUGAACCGCAUGCUAUACAGGAAGCUACCAAGGUUGAUUCUUGGAAACCUCAACAAAACCUCGACUUAGAUUUGGUGGUUAAGAAUAUUGAAACAAUAAAUUUGUAAGAAAUGUAAUAUUUUAAGACUUGGUCAUAUGUGUUUUUCGAUAUUAUUU
This is a messenger RNA of Uranotaenia lowii, 1885 nucleotides long. Its product is annotated as putative helicase MOV-10. The record is from RefSeq and is a predicted model, not a curated record. Gene Ontology annotation, molecular function: RNA binding; 5'-3' RNA helicase activity. The transcript is spliced from 3 exons. NCBI's taxonomy places the organism in Eukaryota, Metazoa, Arthropoda, Insecta, Diptera, Culicidae. Bases 25 to 1836 code for a protein of 603 amino acids.